AUGGGGUGGGGAGAAAUCAUCUCGAGCCAGCUGCUGAUAGAGGCGCUGUCCUUGCCGGCGGCGUCGUUGCCGGCAGUUCUUUUCACCGCCGCGGCCUUGGCCGCCGGCGCCUUUGCGGUCUACUUCUACAUCCCAUCAUGGCGCGUGCGCAGGGUCCCCGGGCCGGUCGCGCUCCCGCUCGUCGGACACCUGCCGUUGUUCGUCAAGCACGGGCCGGGCCUGUUCCGCAUGUUGUCAAAGGAAUACGGGCCAAUCUACAGGUUCCACAUGGGUAGGCAGCCACUGGUUAUGGUGGCAGACGCGGAGCUUUGCAAGGAGGUGGGUAUCAAGAAGUUCAAGAGCAUCCCCAACAGAAGCAUACCGACUCCAAUUCGUGGCUCACCUAUUCACAACAAGGGCCUCUUCUUCACCAGGUAA
This is a messenger RNA of Miscanthus lutarioriparius, 417 nucleotides long. The record is from the annotation of a GenBank genome assembly. Lineage: Eukaryota; Viridiplantae; Streptophyta; Magnoliopsida; Poales; Poaceae.